This is a messenger RNA of Gossypium arboreum, 2478 nucleotides long. RefSeq names its product F-box only protein 13. Gene Ontology annotation, molecular function: protein binding. The coding region runs from base 1018 to 2262 and encodes 414 amino acids. NCBI's taxonomy places the organism in Eukaryota, Viridiplantae, Streptophyta, Magnoliopsida, Malvales, Malvaceae. The transcript is spliced from 2 exons. The record is from RefSeq and is a predicted model, not a curated record.
UUUCUUUUGUCUUUAGAGUUUCGAUUAAUGGUUUAACUGUUUUUUAUUUUUGGGGUGAGGUUUGUAGGAACCGGCUCUUGCUUCUUGGGCAUUUUGACUUUUAAUAAACAACAUAUAUAAUCUGACUGCGGCCAAAGCCAAAUGAAAGAAAAAAAGGAAAAGAGAUGAAAAGAUUCCUCAACGAGGAAGGCAAACAAAAGAAAGCAAAUUAUACCCAACCAGAAAAAACACUGUUUAUCUCUUUCUUUCGGUUGCUUUUACUUUAUGGUGUGUAUAUUAUUAUUAUAUUAUAAAGGUCAGCAACCCAACAGAGUCUCUUCAGACAAGCCUCAACCCUUCACGGUCUCGCUCCUUUGACAUAGAAAUGCCAUUCUUUUUUGUUUCUUCUUUUCUUUUACUCAACCAGCGUUACGUGUGUUUUCACUUUCUUUUUUUGAUUAAAGUGCAAAUACAACAAACAAAAUUCUUGAGCUUUGAAACUUUGUUUUUGUUCACGGGACGGCCCGACCCAGAAUCCAAUGCACACUUCUCUCUCUCUCUCUCUCUGUUACCCUAUACUGACCCUGUCUUGUAGACUACCCUUCCUUGUAGAGUUGUAGAGCUAAAGAGUCAACUCAGUAGAUUUUGUUUUGCUUUAGCUGCUUUUUUUUCCUCUUUUCUUCUCUCUCCACUCGUGUGUGUGUGUGCGAGUAAUGUGAGCCUGUGACUGUGAGAGAGGCUUCACCUUCACUUUUGUUUUCGUAUGAGUAUAAAUCUUUGGUUCUGUUCUCUCUCGCUCUUAUGCCAUUCUAUUGUCAACGCUUGCAAAAAAGAAGUUUACUACCUGCCUUCUUCCUUCCCCUAAAGCCCAUUUACUUUCCCUCUCUUUGCUAUUGCUUUCCCUUUUGUUUUGUUUUUGGACUGUCUCCAUUUCAACUUUGUCCCUUUGUAUUAUCCCCCCAUAGCCCCCACUAAGCUUCACUCUACGCUUCCCUUUCAGCUUCAUAUCACCAGGUAAUUUUCUGAAAUAAUCUGCCAAUGGAGAAGGCUAAUGGCUGCAUUUCAAGGCCAUCUAGAAAGAGAAAGUUGCCACAAGAAGGCAACGAUGUGUUGAACUUCACCUUGGAUGAACUCAGUGACGACCUCCUUGAAAGGGUCCUUUCAUGGUUACCAACCUCGACGUUCUUUCGCCUCAAAUCGGUGUGCAAGAGAUGGAAAUCAGUUGCAGCUUCUGAAAGUUUUAAGCUAGCUUGUUCAAGGAUUCCUUCAAGGGAACCUUGGUUUUUCAUGGUGGAUCCCAACCUUAAUCAAUCCGUAGUCUUCGACUCUGCUGAGAGAAGUUGGAAGAAACUCAGUCAUCCGCCUCUCCUCUCGCAGAACUGUAACUGCAACUCCAUUCCGGUUGCAGCAGCUGGCGGACUCGUGUGUUUCCGCAAUAUGUCCGGCGAUUACUUCGUAUGCAAUCCCGUAACAGGAUCAUGUCGUGAACUCCCUCCGGUGAAUCCGGAUUCUCACGAUCGUUCCCUUCAUGCUAUAGCAAUGAAUGCAUAUUCCAAUUACCAUGGCUCCUACAAACUAUUCUUAGUCUUGGGUGAUCUUCCAAAGCUUUCAUACAAAGUUUAUAACUCUAGUGCUGAUUCCUGGGAAGAAGAGAUUAUGCUAAGGAGAAAAACUGAUGACUGCACAGGAUUCGAAUUCGAUUCGAAUGAUGAUGAUGACGCCGUGUACUUCCUUAGCAAAGCUGGAAACGUAGUUGCAACUAACAUGCAGAGAAGCCCCUCCAAGCAGUUUUCAUCAGUUAUUACUCAUAAAGAUGGUGAGGAGAUUGUUUAUUUCCUCAGCUCCUCCGGAACAGUUGUGGCUUGCAAUCUGACCCAGAAGCAUUUCUCCGAAUAUCCCAGGCUGUUGCCCCUCUUUUUGGAGUACUCCAUCGACGUGGUGGAGUGUAAAGGCGAGAUGUUGGUCGUCAUGUUAUCAGAGUUCUUCGAAAGUGCAAGCAUUAGAGUGUGGAGAUUUGAUGAGAAAACCAAGACUUGGAUUCAGAUUGCAGGCAUGCCUCCUUCGAUGUCACACGAGUUUUAUGGCAAGAAAGUUGACAUAAACUGUCUUGGGGCUGGCAACCAGAUAUUCAUCUGCUUAAGCUCUGCUGAGCUUUGCAGUUAUGUUAGGUGUGAUAUUGUGACUAAUGAAUGGGUUGAAGUUCCCAAAUGUUGUCUGAAUGGUGAAGCCAUGGAGUUCAUGUCGGCGUUCUCGUUCGAGCCAAGGAUUGAAGCUUCUGUAUGAACACAUGGUGUGGACUUUUGCUAUGUUUUGAAAGAUUUGAUAAUGCCGUCUGUGAUUCCUCUUUUUUUUCCUUAAUUUGUUUUGUACUUGUAUUCUUUUAGAGCAUUGAUUUUUUCUUCUCUUAUUUUAAUUGUUUAAGCAAAUUCAGCCCCUUUGCUGAUGUAUUAAUUAAUGAGAUAAUGUUACUUAUUAGAGUAUUGGUUGCCAUAGAUAAAA